This is a messenger RNA of Sphenostylis stenocarpa, 669 nucleotides long. NCBI's taxonomy places the organism in Eukaryota, Viridiplantae, Streptophyta, Magnoliopsida, Fabales, Fabaceae. The record is from the annotation of a GenBank genome assembly.
AUGGCUUCAUCGCCAUGUGAUUGUUGGACCCAUCUUUCUCACUCACUGUCUCCUCCAUCCUCUUCUUCUUCUUCUUCUUCUUCUUCAUCCUCCUCACUCCCCCAAACCCUUCCUCCUCCUCCUUCUUCUUCCUCCAUUGAACAUGUCUGGAACGACAUCAAACUCUCCUCCCUCUCCAACUCGCCCGUUCAAUUCAACCACUCUUCUUCCCAUUCUUCUCUCCUCACCCUCUCUUCCUCUCCCACCCCUCUCUUUCACAAACACAGCCACCACUCUCUUCUCCCUCUCUCUAACACUUCUUUCCCCUCCGACCAAACCACACACCACCAAGAUCAACGACAUGCGCGCAUCAUGAAGAAUCGAGAAUCAGCGGUUCGGUCCAGAGCCAGAAAACAGGCACGCUUGGAAGUUGAAAUUGCUCGUUUGAGGGAAGAAAAUUCUAAACUAAGAAAACAAUUGAAAGAGGCAUGGCAACCCACCGGUUUGUACCGUGACGAGUCUCUAUCUCUCGACUACCGCGACAAGAAUUCUAUGCGAGGUUGUUGCUUUGGCGGGAACAUCGUUUCAACGUUGUUUAUACGGAGUCGUUCUCACAAAUUGUCUUGCAUUGUGUCUUGUCAAUUUAUGGUUGAAAUUACAAUUGGAUUUCAUCCAAUCGUACCAAAGUAA